Messenger RNA from Neomonachus schauinslandi (Hawaiian monk seal), 953 nucleotides. It is a transcript of the gene THEM5, whose product is annotated as thioesterase superfamily member 5. Gene Ontology annotation, cellular component: mitochondrial matrix. NCBI's taxonomy places the organism in Eukaryota, Metazoa, Chordata, Mammalia, Carnivora, Phocidae. Bases 78 to 821 code for a protein of 247 amino acids. Gene Ontology annotation, biological process: long-chain fatty-acyl-CoA metabolic process; cardiolipin acyl-chain remodeling. The transcript has 6 exons. The record is from RefSeq and is a predicted model, not a curated record.
ACCAAGGUACAUCCAAAAAGCACUCACUCGCUUUGCUACCUUCUCAGUCCUACCAGCCCCAACCUCAGAACCCAGCCAUGAUAAGGAGAUGCUUCCAGGUGGCAGUAAGACUUGGCCGGCACAGAGUCCUUCCUGGCGUCCCCCAGGUCCUGCCCAGACUCAACCCCAACUCAGCAUUCGGAUCCUCCACGGACUCCCUGGUCUCAAGAUUCUGUCUGAAGAAGACAGAUUUGAAGGAUUAUGCCCUUCCCAAUGCCAGCUGGUGUCCAGACAUGCUGAACUUGUACCAGGAAUUUCUGGAGAAGACCAAGACUGACGGCUGGAUCAAACUGCCCUCCUUCAAGUCCAACAGAGACCACAUCCAGGGGCUGAAGCUCCCAUCUGGGUUAGCAGUGGCCUCAGACAAAAGUGACUGGCGCAUCUUCACCAGGUGCAUCCAAGUGGAAGGACAAGGCUACGAGUAUGUCAUUUUUUUCCACCCAUCCAAGAAGAAGUCCAUCUGUCUUUUCCAACCUGGCCCCUACCUGGAGGGGGCCCCAGGGUUUGCACAUGGGGGGUCCCUGGCUGCCAUGAUGGACGAGACCUUCUCUAAAACUGCUUACCUGGCUGGAGAGGGGCUAUUCACAGUAAGCCUCAACAUCAGGUUCAAAAACUUGAUCCCUGUGGGCUCUCUGGCUGUACUGAAAGUUGACGUGGAAAAGAUCGAGGACCAGAAGCUUUACAUGUCGUGCAUCGCCCAGAGCAGGGACCAGCAGACAGUCUAUGCUAAGUGCUCAGGUGUUUUCCUGCAGCUGCAGCUGGAAGAGGAGUCAUCCCAGUAACAGUCACUGUGCCUUCCUGCUGACUGCCCUGCCUGCUUGGGACCCACUGCAUGGCAGGGAGGGUCCGCAGGAAGUGACUGGUGACGGGAAGAAGAGGACGCGUUCCUCUGAAUAAAUAGAUUCGUGGCCUCA